UCAGCCUGGUCUUGCAGCUGUGUGUGUGUGACAAGCAAGAAAUGCAAGUGAAGUGGUCAUGAACUGUUUACCUGGGAAGCAUUUCUACCUCCUUGUGGGAAAAUGGCGACCAAGCAGAAUCAGAAGGUGUUUGAGAUAUGUCCAAGUCUGAUACCUCUGAACAAACAGCAGACCUGCUGGGAAGGUUUCAUAACUAUCAAGGGUCUUGAUAUGCAUCUAAGAAUUGAAAUUCCUGAAGACGGUGAUCACACGAGGGCCAAGUUGCUCGGUGAUUGGCAACUCAACCAGUAUCUCCAUUCUCAUCAGAUUAGUAAGAGAUUGAAGAAUACUCCAGACCUGGCUACAUUUUUAAGUGAACUUAAACAUAUUAUGGAGCUCACAAUGCAGCAUCGUUAUGACGGACAGAAAGAACGGACUAGCAUGACCAUGUCGACACAGUGCUCCCAAGUGAUGCAAGACAUCAACCAAUUAGGAUGGGAGAAGCUGUCCUAUGUGGAUCCAUCAUUCAGACGUUUAGAGUUAACUUCCAGGGGGGAUAAUGGCCGAGAUCAUUGUAUCACAGUACAUAUGGAUCCUCAGCAUCCAGUUGUGGCUCCAACCUGCACAACAGAUCUACCUGGAGAUGCAUUUGAACUACACUGGACGCGGAAAAGUUCGUUAGCGGAUAUUUAUAAGCAGUUUGAGGGGUGCUUGGAGAAGUACAAGGAUUUCUGGGAUACUGUGAGCGAGAUUGACGAGCAGACCUGGGUUCUAGAACCGGAGAAGCCUCGUCCUUCAGACACAGCCAGGAGAAUUGCUCUUGGUAAUAACUCAUCCAUACAAGUAACACUGGAUCCGCUCUACCCAAAGAUGCUUCCCAAAUUCAGAUUUCUUGGCGCUGACCAUGUCAUCAAUCCAUUACGUGAGAAGUUGAAUAGCAAUCUCAACGACUGGAACACAAGUAGAAGUCUACUCAGCAACCUGAAGUCAGUACUGAACGUUGAGUUUCCAUCACCCUCAUCUAGUCGUAAAGAGGACUUCAGUGAAGAAUGCGCCAUCUGCUUGUCGUACCACCUGGAGGGCGCUAUACCAGAACGGGCGUGCGACAGUCCUCAGUGCAACAAACCCUUUCAUUACAACUGUUUGUAUGAGUGGUUGCGCUCUUCUUCGUCAAGCCACCAAACAAAUACCAUAUUUGGAGAGUGUCCAUACUGCAGUAAGCCAAUCACAAUCAAGAGAAAUGACAGCAGGUGAUACUAGAGGAAUGUUUGAGUUCUCCAAAUGUUAUAUGGAAUAGCACUCUGAAAUAAAGACAUUACAAAAUUUGAAUCUACAUGCAACUUUUGGAAGUUUCUUUGGUGUCCUUUUUAAUGCCGUUGACAUUACGGGCAAAGUUCGCUUAAGGACCAAUGUUUAACGAGUGGUUGUUAAAUCACGUAUGAAGGGCAUGCACACGGACGUUGUAGUUUCUGAUAACUGGUCCACUCUACACUGUGCUAUGAAUACAGCUGUUGGUAACCAGCGAUGCGACAGAACCAGCGAUGCGACGCAACUAUGCCUGGUAGGCAGGUUCCAAAUACAUGUAGUCGACUAGCAUAGUCCAUCAUCGACUUAACAUUUUCUGAUAACUUGUUGACUUUGAACUAUGCUAUGAAUAGGGCGGUUGAUAACAAUGCUCAGCAAUGCCACCAUGCCUGGUAGGCUGGUUCCAUAUAGUCGACUAGCUUACUCCAACUAUCAUUGACAAAACAUUUUCUGAUAACUUAUCUACUUUGAUCCACUACCAUGCCUGGUAGGCUGGUUCCAAAUAGUCCACUAGCGUAGUCGAAUUAUACUAGACAGUUUUACGAGAUAACUAAGUCAUCAAACUAUGGUCAAGGAUAGUCUUAGCACAAUCUUGGCAAGAGAUGCAGUUGCUACCCACAGUUGCCUUGCUAAAUGAAGAUGUAUUUGAUGUUCUUGAUAAAUACCAUGUCAAGGUUUUUUACCGUUUUCUCUUUAUGCAGGAACUUUAUUCAGCUGUAACUUUUGUUGUAUUUUUCUGGAUAAUUUUGCCUGUAAUUCAGCAUUUUGUUGACAAAAAGUUUGGAGAGUUUCUCAAUAGACCCCUUGCAUAAUACAAAAUGCUACAGAGACACUAAGGGUGCAGGUCACGUGCACGCUUUUACGCAGAAAGCUACAGGGACACUAAGGGUGCAGGUCACGUGCACGCUUUUACGCAGAAAGCUACAGAGACACUAAGGGUGCAGGUCACGUGCACGCUUUUACGUAGAAAGCUACAGGGACACUUAGGGUGCAGGUAACGUGCACACUUAAACGCAGAAAGAACAGCUAUCGUCCAAUGAUUUGCUUCGUUUGGUCUCAGAGAGAGAGUAUUACGACAGAUGCAGGGGGUCUAUUCUUAUGUUCACUAUAGUCUGAAUCAAUAUUAGACACUAUAAAAAGCGUGCAAAGCAGCAGAUAAAUUUACAACUGAGGGAGGCUUCUAAAACACGUGUGUUUUGCAAUCUUAACAAGUCAAAUUUAUUCAACUAGUCGUAUCGUUUUAAUUACACACGACAAGUGAGUUUCUUUAGAAAGUAGAAGAAAAACUGAAGUACUUGAAAAUACUUGGCUAUAUAUUUACAGAGAAAGUGACCGCUACAUCUUUGACAUCUGUUAAUCUACCCAAUUAAAGGAGAAUUGGUUCAAAA
Molecule: messenger RNA, 2672 nt
Organism: Asterias rubens (European starfish)
Lineage: Eukaryota; Metazoa; Echinodermata; Asteroidea; Forcipulatida; Asteriidae
Product: E3 ubiquitin-protein ligase FANCL-like
Exons: 10
Coding region: 103-1233 (376 amino acids)
Biological process (GO): protein monoubiquitination; interstrand cross-link repair
Cellular component (GO): nucleus; Fanconi anaemia nuclear complex
Molecular function (GO): ubiquitin protein ligase activity
Source: RefSeq, a predicted model, not a curated record